This is a messenger RNA of Diversispora eburnea, 1824 nucleotides long. The record is from the annotation of a GenBank genome assembly. Lineage: Eukaryota; Fungi; Glomeromycota; Glomeromycetes; Diversisporales; Diversisporaceae.
AUGAAAUUUAAAAUAUUUUCUAUUAUCGGCGUUUUAUUAUGCGGUUUAUAUACCGUUAUUGCUUCCCCAAUUAUACCAAAAGGAUCUUUUGAUUUGGAACCUCGACAUCAUCCUGUACCAUAUAUUUUUGAUCCUUUACCUAAAUUAACAGAGACUGUGCCAACUACUCGUUAUUAUACAUUUGAAUUGAGAAAAGAAAAACUUUCUCCCGAUGGUUUCGAACGAACUGUGUGGACCGUUAAUGGCCAGUACCCCGGACCUCUCAUUAUAGCUAAUAAAGGUGAUAGUUUAGUAAUAAAAGUAAUCAACAAUUUGGGUGAACCUGCUACAAUUCAUUGGCACGGUAUCUUCCAACGUAAAACCAAUUGGUAUGAUGGUGUACCUGGUCAAACCCAAUGCCCAAUUCCAACUGGAUGUGAAUUCACUUAUACUUAUGCCUUGGAUCAAUCUGGAACUUAUUGGUAUCAUUCACAUUUCCUUGCUCAAUAUGUUGAUGGAAUAAUUGGUCCACUCGUCGUUUAUGAUCCAGAAGACCCAUAUUAUAGUACUUGUGAUGACCAAUAUGUAGUUACAGUUGGUGAUUGGUAUCAUGAUCCUACUUCAGUACUUCUUCCUUUGAGAAUGGCUCCUGGCUAUAUGGGACUAAAUCCUGUCCCUGAUUCUAUUCUUAUCAGUGGUGCAGGACAGUACAACUGUUCGUCACCAGCAGCAGGUAGUAAUUGUAAUUCUAAAGUCACACCUGCCACCUAUGAUGUUGUACAAGGAAAGAAAUAUAGAUUCCGUAUCAUCAACACUAGUGCCUACGCAUUCUUUUUCUUCUCCAUUGAUUCUCAUAAACUCAAGGUUAUUGAAGUUGACGGAAUUCCUGUAAAAGAUACUGAUGUAUCAAUAGUAAAUGUUUUGCCAAUUCAUUGUGCUCAACGGUACUCGGUCAUAGUGAAAUGUGACCAACCAAUUGCCAAUUAUUUCAUCCGGGCUGUCAUUCCUGACCGUUGCGUCCCGAGACCGAAUAACACCAUCAACUAUAAUUCUUCACUCACCAAUGCUACUGGUAUUCUUCACUAUGAUUCUGCUACCAGUGAACCCGUAUCAACUCCAUAUUCAUAUGAUCUCCCACCUUGUGAGGAUCUUGUUGCUGAUGCUAUACGACCAUACGAUGGUAGUAAACCACCCGCCCACGUUACUGAUGAAUUUCUAUUUAACGUCACAAUCGCUCCUAAUGCCAACAAUGUUAGCACCUUCCGAAUCAAUAAUUCAUCCUUUGAACCUACUUUCAAUAAUCCUUCGAAUCUAAGAAUAUUGGAAACUGGAGGUUUUUCUGAUUUCGAAGUAUCUCAAAACGCAUACGGUUAUGAUUACCCCGAGGGAUGUGUUCAAAUUAUUCUUUUAAAUAGUUUGAGAACAGAACAUCCAUUCCAUUUACACGGUCACGCCUUUUGGUUAAUUGCGUCAGGACCAGGAAUAGACCCUAAAAAUUUAUCUACAUUCAAUUUGGAAAAUCCAAUCAUUAGGGAUACUACUACAGUACCUGGAAGGGGUCACAUUGUAAUUAGAUAUAUUGCAGAUAACCCUGGUGUAUGGGCAUUCCAUUGUCAUAUUGAAUGGCACGUAGAACUCGGUAUGGUGGCUCAAUUGAUCGAAAGACCCUCGGACUUCAGUAAAGAAACCGUUCCAGAGGAAGUUAAGGCAUUGUGUGUAUCAUACAAUAAUUCCGUACAUAAAAAACGUUCAACUUUACCCGGAGAUUCAAUGGUUAAGAGAGUGCAAAUGUUUAGAAAAAUUAAUCAAUUGAGUGCAUCAUUUCUCAUUAGAAUUUUACAUUAG